Messenger RNA from Colletotrichum karsti, 825 nucleotides. Its product is annotated as short-chain dehydrogenase/reductase. Gene Ontology annotation, cellular component: intracellular anatomical structure. NCBI's taxonomy places the organism in Eukaryota, Fungi, Ascomycota, Sordariomycetes, Glomerellales, Glomerellaceae. The transcript has 2 exons. Bases 1 to 825 code for a protein of 274 amino acids. Gene Ontology annotation, molecular function: oxidoreductase activity, acting on NAD(P)H, oxygen as acceptor. The record is from RefSeq and is a predicted model, not a curated record.
AUGUCGUCCAUCUUCGCCUCCCCGAACACAGCCGUUAUCACUGGUGGCGGCUCUGGUAUCGGCCUAGCCAUCGCCCGGAAAUGUCUCCACCACAGGAUGAAGGUCAUCAUCGUCGAUCGCGAUGCUCAGCUUCUCGACGCAGCCAAGUCCGAUUUGAAGGGAGAUGUUACCACCUUUGAACUGGACGUCAGCAUCUUGCGGGACUGGGGCAAGUUAAAGGCAGAGAUCGACGCUGUAUUCGGAGGCCGAAUUGACUUGUUGGUCCUGAAUGCCGGUGUUGGAGGCAAGUCCGGCUGGGAGGACGUGAGCAGCUUUCACCGCAUACUCGACACUAAUCUUUUCGGCGUCAUCAACGGCAUCAGCACUCUGCUACCUCUUGUGGGCAACGGUCAAUCUUCCCAAUCGGCUGUCGUAAUUACGGGCUCCAAACAAGGUAUCACUAACCCACCAGGAAAUCCGGCCUAUAAUGCCAGCAAGGCGGCCGUCAAGACCCUCGCUGAGCAUUUGUCACACGACUUGAAGGACACGGCUACGUCGGUCCACCUUCUUGUCCCGGGCUGGACGUUCACCGGGCUCGCCGGUGCAAAUCACUUCAAGGAGAAACCGGCAGCCGCCUGGACCCCUGAACAGGUCGCCGAGUACUUGGGACAGAAGAUGGAGACCGGCCAAUUUUACAUCAUAUGCCCUGAUAACGAGGUGACUGAGGACAUGGACCGUAAGAGGAUCCUUUGGAGUGCUGGGGAUAUUGUCAACGGCCGUCCCCCGCUGAGUAGGUGGCGUGAGGAUUACAAGGAUGAGGCGACGGCAUGGAUGGCAAAGAACUGA